UGCGCUAUUUCCUCUUCGGAACCGCGACGUUUGGAAGUUAAGUGGCCGUGCAUUUUUUUCCACUUUUUAUGUAUUUAAAACACGAAAUUGUUGUAUUCCUGCUCGAUAUAUUUACGUUUUUUGGAGCAAAAUGAGAGCACGUUUUGGAAGUGUGAGCACGUAAUGCGGAUGAAUCCAAAUGUAGCCCACUGACGGUGUUAGUUGUGGAGCGUCAUUUGAACCGCACACGGAAAUAGUUUAUUGUGUAUAUAUAUUUAUUUAAUUUACUAUACACGUUAACUUGGCUUUUUUUUUCUACAUCACAUUAAUUAGUGAGAACUCUUUUUUUUCCACCGACACGACUUUCCCUUUGUGUUUGAGCGAUGGCCACUCAACAUAUCAAGGAGACAGACCAGAAGGAGAAAAUGUUGCAGCCUUCCCAAGAUGACUCUGCUCCUGUUUUAAGGAAUAGUCCAGCCCCUCUUAAUUUUCAUACACCGUCACAGUUUGGUAUUUCUGUCCAAAGUUUCACCCCAACCUCAUCACGACACACAGAAAAGUCUCGUUUGGCACAAUUAAAGGCAAGAAGAAGGUCCAGCGUUGGUGCGAGGGGCUCCCCAGAAACAAAUUCUCUCAUUCGAUUCAUUGGCCAGCAGAGAAUGAAGGAUUCACCAAAACUUCGGACUCCACAGCAUGUCAGAGGCAGCCCCUACCUUCCCCGGAUAGCAUCCACCCUGACGCAGAAAAUGGCUUCCUUCCAGAAUCUGUUGAAUUUGGAGGCGAGUGAAGCCUGUGAUCCAAUGCCAAGGCAGAAUGACAGCACUGGAGGAUGCGUCAUGACAAGAGAUAAUCUGUCUGACGUGAACAACCAGGAAGAAAGAAAAGAGAACCACACUCCAGUAACGUCACCUACACCCAGCAAGAGGCGGCGUGUGGGCCCCCUGAACGGCUGUCAAGUGAAGAUUGGAAAAGAACAUGCUCCAUACCUCGACUUGAACUUGCGUGACAAGGAGGACAAUAAGAAAGCAGUGAAGGAAUGCGGUGAUGACGUCACCCCAGACGGACUGCCAUCAAGUGAGACUGAAACGACCCGUCCUCUGCUUCUAUCCCCACUGCUGCAUAUUGAACAUAAGCCACCCACAUUCUUCUCUCCACAUCGACAGGACAAUGUUGUUGAACUUGACAUCCCUCGUGGUAGCUGUGACCCUACUUCAGAUUCAACAGAUGAGUCUUCCUCUGCUUUCCAAAUCUCAUCUCUCCCGCCACUACUGGAGAUGAAGCCAGCAGGACAGGAAACUUCCUCUGGGACCUUUGCUGCAAAGAAGAACAAGAGGCGAGUGCAUUUUGGAGGUGCUCUUUCUCCUGAGGUUUAUGAUCGAAACCUGCCUCCCAGCACCCCGUUGCACAAAGGAGGGACACCAGUUCGAGGCCCCACGCCAGGUGGGGUCUUAAAACUGUGCUCUGUGUUAAAAACACCUCAGAGGUAUGAGCGUCACACCCCAGUAGACCAACCAAACCUCAGCAGUCCCAUUGGGUUCGGUGCCUCCCCAAUUCUUGCAAUACCUCGCAAAUGCAUCUAUAUAGAAGACGAUGGAGCGAACGAGAGCGAAAAGGUCCUUUUUCCUUUCAUAGAAGACAGUGACUUUGCAGAAAUUAGCAAUGCAGAAUUUUUUUGUAAGACCCAGCUGAAUUUAAAUAAUGCAUUCCAUGAGGAACUUCUUUCUACAGUGGAGACGACAGAAUCGGGGACUAAUCCAGCCACUCAUGUGAAUGUCCUGAAUGAGACGGUGUCCUUGUCAGAAGAGGCGCUGCCUGUGGCCGUCUCGGAAGCUCCAUCUAGAUUAAGGAACCGCAAGAAAAAGGAGGUGGCCAAGCCCAAAUCCAUUGUUGAACUUCGAGCAAGCCCCAGGAGUCGGAAAAGAAAGAGCAAACCUGUCAAGAGGUUGACUGAAGAGAGCAAACCUGUCAAGAGGUUGACACGCUCUGCCACCCAGCCAUCUGAGAAGUUUAAGUUGGCAACCGCACGUCGGUGGAAAAAGGAGGUGAAUCGUUCUCUGUACGGAUGUCGGGAAUAUGCCUCAAACAAUCCUUCCCUGAGUCCCAUCGCAGAGUCCUUCCUAAACCAGUUUCCAGCUGCACAGAACACGCCUAUUGGUCGCUGCGAAGACGAAAGUCCGAACCUGUCAGCAGCCAGUGGGCCAAUGAAGGCAGAGGCUCACGAUGCAAGCACAUUCCCCAUGUCCAUUAGCAAAAGAACCUCAGAGAAGAACAGGGGAACUCCAAGUACCGGAGUCAAAGGGCCGGAACUGAAGAUGAAGGUUAAUGUUUCAGACAGAGACCUGCUCUGCGUGGAGCUUGAAAUAAGUGAGAACCACAAGGAUGAGAUCGCAACACUUCCAGGCGUGUCAAUAGAAGUCUCGUCUGUGCCAGAUCAGGAUGGCACUGAAGCGCAAUGCACACUAACAGCUGCCGACACAGCAACCGCAAUGGCAGAAUGCCCUUUGACUGGUGAUGACCACACGAUCGGAGGAGUUGGUUUGACGUGCCAGCAGGCCCAAAUUGUGUCAGGAAGCUCUGUGAACCCAACAGAGGAACAGCCUGACCCCGGCAGCUCAGGUCCUGGACAGAAGGACCUGGCUCCCUGGCAGGCCGACUUUAAUUUUGAGGAUGUUUUCAAACCUGUCGCCACCAGAGGGCAGCGGUUUGUGCGUCGCAGCCUGAGGAACCAAGAAAGCAUGGCGGAGGAUGGCGUCGACACAGGCCUGGCCUGGUUUCCUCGAGUCUCACCUGAAAGCAGGAGAGAAUCCGUCAGGAGGUCAAUGAGGCGUAGAAGUGGUAUUACUCUUCCACUUACUGUACAACCUCUCGUCUGAGGACGUACUCGAGUGAUCACAGGGGCUACAGUCAGACCCCCACCAUUAAAUAUAAUUCAUUCCAGAGUACACACUUGUUGUUUCAUGAGCAAAAAAAGAGCUGACACGACUGUCCUUAACCAAUAAUUGCUAUAGUCUCCAUAAGCAAGCCAAUCGAUACACCGAGAGCACUUCUCCUCUCAAUCAAUAUCUAACCACACUUUCCUGCCUCGCUUUACAGUCGCUGGAUGGAGACUCGACCAGUCGAUAUUUUCUCUUAGCGGAUAGAUGAAGACGGCCUUAGUGCGGUCGCCCUCUGUCAGGCUAGGUUCCAAGCUGCUGCCUUC
Messenger RNA from Nerophis lumbriciformis (worm pipefish), 3178 nucleotides. Its product is annotated as cell division cycle-associated protein 2-like. Gene Ontology annotation, cellular component: chromosome; nucleus. The record is from RefSeq and is a predicted model, not a curated record. Gene Ontology annotation, biological process: regulation of chromosome segregation; regulation of mitotic nuclear division. Lineage: Eukaryota; Metazoa; Chordata; Actinopteri; Syngnathiformes; Syngnathidae.